Molecule: messenger RNA, 1800 nt
Organism: Sesamum indicum (sesame)
Lineage: Eukaryota; Viridiplantae; Streptophyta; Magnoliopsida; Lamiales; Pedaliaceae
Product: nuclear transcription factor Y subunit A-3
Biological process (GO): regulation of DNA-templated transcription
Cellular component (GO): CCAAT-binding factor complex
Molecular function (GO): DNA-binding transcription factor activity; DNA binding
Source: RefSeq, a predicted model, not a curated record
AAGAUUGCCCAUUUCAAGAAUCAUUUCUCUCAUUUUUUUUAUGAUUAACCCAUUUCAAGAACCCGAAAGAGAAAAGACUGUGGGGGACCUCGUGGUGCUGGUGGUAGUGGUGGUGUUGCUUCUGUGGUGCCGAGGAAAUUAAGUAAAUGAAUCUUGGCUGAUUGGCUAAUUUUUUAUGGUUUUUUUUGUAGAUAAUAAACAAGUAAUCAGUGGGGUGGUUUCUUUUUUCUGGUCUUAUCCAUGAGUUUUGAGGAGUUAAGGAAUGGUUUGCUAUCUUUCAGUUUCUUUGCAUCAGAAGCCAAGAACUAAUCAUGGGUUCUUGUCGAAGACAAAAGAGGAUGUCUGAAUCUGUCUUACCAACCACGUCGUCCCUCUAAAGGUACAUAUGUGUAGUUCUCUCAUUUGUUGUUGGAGACCAAAAGCCUUCAGCUUUACUUGGUAGCUAAAAGAGUAGGAAACAUUCAUAGGAUGCAAAGCUUAUCCCACAAAGACACUGAUCAAACCACUGCUGAUUCGUUGGCGACCUUGUUUGGUGGUCGAUCAUCUCUGUGGUUCUCAACCAAACAUCCAAAGAUUUCUCUUUCCAAGAGUGGCGUUACUGAGCUGGAAACCACAGGAGAACACCAUUAUCAUGUAAAGUUAUCAGAGUCUCAGUAUCAAGAACAGGACCCCUCGUCUCUAUCAAGCAAACAAUCUCAUCAUGAAGCAGUGAAUUUGGCUAAAAGCGACUCCCACAUGCAAAAUAUUUCAUUUCAGCCUGGUCUCUUUGAAACUUAUAAGAAGAGAGGGGAUGAUUGUGGGGCUCCAUCUUUGAUAGGUGGAAAUGGUGAUCAGGUUAUCAAUCAAGGCCAAAUGGAGCCUAAUCAAUCAUCGGCUUGCAUGUCCUACCCUCUGGCUGGAUCUUAUUUUGGCACGACAGCAGCUGCAUAUGAGCCAACUGGGGUUGUUUAUCCUCAAAUGAUGGGAAUUGCACCAGCAAGAGUUGUGCUUCCUCUUGACUACACAGAAGGCAUGCCCAUUUACGUUAAUGCAAAACAAUACAAUGCCAUUCUCAGGCGCCGACAAACCCGAGCAAAACUUGAGGCUCAGAAUAAGCUGGCCAAAUCAAAAAAGCCAUACCUACACGAAUCUCGGCAUCUUCAUGCAUUGAGAAGAGCCAGGGGUUCCGGAGGCCGCUUCUUGAACACCAAAAAAAUGCAACAGAAUCCUCUAAACCAAACAUAUGAUAAGAACCUCUCUUCAAAGCAGAAAAGUGGACAUGCAUCUGAACCAGAGAUUCAGCACUCUGAGAGCACCAGCUGGGGAAACUCCCCGACAUCUGGCUCUGAUGUCUCUUGCAUCUUCAACAAUGAUGAUGGUUUUCAGCAACCCGACUUAAGAGUCUCAUUCUCUACUUUAACCAUGGGUGCCACUGCGCAGAUUGGGGCGCAUCCACAUGUAAUAGCACCCGAUGACAAACUUCUGUUAUCCAUGGACAGAUGUGCACGGAUCAGCACUGCGACAUGACUGUGCUCUUCUAUGGUUAACCGGCAGUUCAUCCUUGGCUAUCUCUUACUGCUUCCGCGGUAUUGAAACUUGAUACAGAGUAUCAUCCCUUGCUUUGUUACUUUGGCAGACUAUUAUGAUGUGGGCUUGCAAAAUGAACACAAAAUCUGAAAAUGGACCAUUGUAUAAGAUUUUUGGAUUAUGGUUUCUUACUUUAUUUUCUGAUGUUGAACAACUAUUUAAGGUUUUCUUCCCCCUGCAAUCCAUGUGGAAAACAAUUUCAUUAGGCAUGUGUAAUAUUAUAUAUUCUCUGCU